AUGCGUUACGGCUAUGAACAUUCAAUUCUUGGCGAGGAGGAUUAUAUCCAAUUUCAUUAUCAAUUCAAUAUAUUUUCCUUCUUAGCAAUUGUUAAUCUAAUUUAUGGAAUUCCUUCUAUUAUUAUUCUAAUUAAAAUGUCAUAUUUCUACUGUAUCCACCAGAAGAAACCGAAUCCAAACGGGCCGCAUCCGGCGAUAUUUCGUCAGUUUAUAGUGAUGCAAGCCAUGUGUGUAUGCCACGUCACGAUUCGUUUACUCACCUUUAGGAUUCCGUUAACUGGACUGAUGACGUCAUGGUGUGCUUCUGAAGAGCCCAUGAGCACUCUUCAGCUUUUUGUAUUUAUGAACACUGGAGUUGCAUAUGGAAAAUAUAUUUCAAUUAUUUUAUUUUGUUUUUUGAGAGUUGUCCUUUUGUUUUCAUUGGAUCAUGUUACAGAGAAAAUCGGACGGCUACUUGCCUACUUGAGCCCCCUCUUCAUAAUUUUUGCAUUUCUGCUCGCUCUACCCCGUUUUUUCACAUUAUCCACAUGUGCUCAACUUGGCUGGCCUUUUCCACACGGAGCAAUUAUAAUUCGAACAUUCAUAGAUCAUUCUAGCAGUGUUACGCCAUCGGCAUUAAUCAUUGGAUUUUUCGUUCAACCUCUGACCGUGCUGACUGUCUUUACACUGGUUGUUCUGAUGUUUAAGAAGUUGCGCGAUAAAAAGAGAAUAAACUCAACUAGAAAAGCGAAUAAAAAAGCGGAACGAGUUCUUUCGGCAACCAUGAUUUUUCUUCUGUUCCCAGUAAUUGUCAAUUACUCAAUUGCGCUUUUCGAAUUUUUUGACCUAAUCAAUACUAUUUCGUAUAUAGUUCACUAUAUAAGUCUUGAUGCUCAAGCCCACGUCAUCACCUGGUAUUUCUACUGUACUCAUCCGAUUUUCAAGAAAAAAGUUGCGAGGAAGUUGGUGGUGAAGGCUGUGAGCACUAGUAAAUAA
This is a messenger RNA of Caenorhabditis elegans, 975 nucleotides long. It is a transcript of the gene sru-45, whose product is annotated as Serpentine Receptor, class U. The record is from RefSeq and is marked reviewed. Lineage: Eukaryota; Metazoa; Nematoda; Chromadorea; Rhabditida; Rhabditidae. The coding region runs from base 1 to 975 and encodes 324 amino acids. The transcript has 4 exons.